Medioppia subpectinata is the source of this 821-nucleotide messenger RNA. The record is from the annotation of a GenBank genome assembly. NCBI's taxonomy places the organism in Eukaryota, Metazoa, Arthropoda, Arachnida, Sarcoptiformes, Oppiidae.
CCAAUAGACGAAGAAGCGAUGCGUUUGACACGAUUUGUUGAAUUUGGACGAAAAAUAGUUUGUUUGGGAAAAAACUAUGGAAAACAUGCCAUUGAAAUGGGAGGCAAAGUACCAGAAGUGCCCCUCAUUUUCCUCAAACCCGCGACCGCUUAUGUGACCGAAGGAAACCCUAUUAAAGUGCCGGUCGGGUGCGGACAACUGCACCACGAGGUAGAGCUCGGAGUGAUUAUUGGUCGCAAGGGAUCAAACAUUAGUGAGAGCGAGGCUAUGGACUAUGUGGGCGGUUAUGCGGUCACUUUGGACAUGACUGCACGCGACUGGCAGUCAUUGGCUAAGAAAGAGGGCAAUCCAUGGUCUUUGGCCAAAGGGUUCGACACGUCGUGUCCGGUCGGCUCUUUCAUCCCGAAGGAAGCGAUCGGUGACCCGAACUCAUUGCAGUUGUGGUGUAAAGUGAAUGGAGAUAUGAAACAAAACGCCAGCACUUCCGAUAUGGUGUUCAAAAUUCCGCAAAUAAUUAGUUAUAUCAGUAAAUACUUCACUCUCGAGACCGGAGACCUGAUUCUGACGGGAACUCCAGAAGGUGUCGGUCCCGUCAGUCCCGGCGACACCAUUGAGGCCGGUUUGGGUGAUCUCUCGAAAGUGUCGUUUCAAAUACAGGCCAAUGAAUAGAUUAUUUGUAGUUAUUUUACAACUAAAAGAUUAUGUCUUGAAAUCAAUAAACGAAAUAAUGGUUUAGUUUCUCAAUAAUAAUGUGCUUCCAAUCAAUCAAUUAAAUAAUUCAAUCAUUUUUGGCAAACUUUUUUUGUUAUGGUUUUAAACAA